AUGGCAAGACCCAAAUUAAGACAAGAUGCUAAUAGCAGAUCAUCAUCUGCUUUUCGCGCAACCAACGUCUUCACCAAAGCCAGAGGAGGAGAGCUAAACCUCAUCCUUCUUCUGCUUCCCAUCCCAACUCUCCCAAGUUCUUGGGCACUUCCCAAACUUCCAAGUUUGAUUCAAUCUUCAAUGGGAUUAGUUCUUAUCGAUCUAGAUAAACCACUGUUGGAUCCUGAGAAUUUCAAUAGAGAAGGUGUCGAUUUGGAACGCUUACCAUUGGAAGAAGUUUUCGAACAACUGAGAACAUCACCGCAAGGACUUACAUCCGAAGAUGCUGAAGCCAGAUUGAAGAUUUUUGGCUUUAACAAGCUUGAAGAGAAGACGGAGAACAAAUUUUUGAAGUUUCUUAGUUUCAUGUGGAACCCCUUGUCAUGGGUUAUGGAAGCUGCAGCAGUGAUGGCACUUGUCCUUGCUAAUGGUGGAGGCGAGGGUCCUGACUGGCAGGACUUUGUGGGGAUUAUUAUCCUGUUAAUAAUCAAUUCAACAAUUAGUUUCAUAGAGGAGAACAAUGCAGGGAAUGCUGCAUCGGCUCUUAUGGCUCGUUUGGCUCCGAAGACAAGGGUUCUCAGAGAUGGGCGCUGGCAAGAGCAAGAUGCAGCUAUUUUGGUACCAGGAGAUAUAAUCAGCAUAAAGCUUGGGGAUAUCAUUCCAGCUGAUGCUCGCCUACUUGAAGGAGACCCUUUAAAAAUUGACCAGGCAACUCUUACAGGAGAGUCUCUACCUGUCACCAAGAGGACAGGAGAUGAAGUAUUUUCUGGUUCAACAUGUAAGCAGGGAGAGAUUGAAGCUGUAGUGAUAGCAACUGGGGUUCACUCCUUUUUCGGAAAAGCAGCACAUUUAGUUGACUCCACAGAGGUUGUUGGACAUUUCCAGCAGGUCCUUACUGCGAUUGGGAACUUCUGCAUUUGCUCUAUAGCUGUGGGAAUGAUUCUUGAAAUCAUUGUCAUGUUCCCCAUACAGCACCGCUCUUACAGGGAUGGGAUCAACAAUCUUCUUGUUCUCUUAAUUGGAGGAAUACCGAUUGCUAUGCCAACAGUGUUAUCUGUGACACUUGCAAUUGGUUCUCAUAGACUCUCUCAACAGGGUGCCAUUACAAAAAGGAUGACAGCAAUUGAAGAAAUGGCGGGAAUGGAUGUCCUCUGCAGUGACAAAACUGGAACUCUCACCCUUAAUCGCCUCACUGUUGAUCGAAAUCUAGUCGAGGUUUUCAACAAAGACAUAGACAAGGAUGCGGUUAUCUUGUUUGCAGCCAGAGCAGCAAGACUAGAGAAUCAGGAUGCUAUUGAUGCAGCCAUUGUCAAUAUGCUUGCUGAUCCGAAGGAGGCAAGAGCAAAUAUCACAGAAGUGCAUUUUCUACCUUUCAAUCCAGUGGACAAGCGUACUGCAAUUACAUACAUUGAUGCUGAUGGUAAGUGGUAUCGGGCCAGCAAAGGAGCUCCAGAACAGAUUCUAGAUCUAUGCCCCGAGAAAGAUGAGAUUGCUGGAAGAGUGCAUAACAUUAUUGACAAAUUUGCUGAAAGGGGAUUGAGGUCUCUUGGAGUUGCUUAUCAGGAAGUUCCAGAAAAAACUAAAGAAAGCCCUGGAGGUCCUUGGACAUUUUGUGGGUUGUUGCCCUUGUUUGAUCCUCCAAGGCAUGAUAGUGCUGAGACCAUUCGAAGAGCACUUAACCUUGGAGUCUGUGUGAAGAUGAUUACAGGUGAUCAGUUGGCAAUUGCAAAGGAGACAGGGCGACGACUUGGGAUGGGAACAAACAUGUACCCUUCCUCUUCAUUGUUGGGCCGUGACCGUGACAAAGAAGAACACGAAGCUCUUCCAGUGGAUGAGUUGAUUGAGAAGGCUGAUGGCUUUGCUGGAGUCUUCCCUGAACACAAGUACGAAAUCGUAAAAAUUUUACAAGAAAAGAAGCAUGUGGUUGGAAUGACCGGAGAUGGUGUUAACGAUGCUCCUGCUUUAAAGAAAGCAGACAUUGGUAUAGCAGUGGCAGAUGCCACAGAUGCUGCAAGAAGUGCUUCUGACAUAGUCUUAACUGAGCCUGGCUUAAGUGUGAUUGUCAGUGCUGUUCUGACCAGUAGAGCUAUAUUCCAAAGAAUGAAGAAUUAUACAAUAUAUGCUGUCUCUAUAACCAUAAGGAUAGUGCUUGGUUUCGUGCUUCUUGCGUUGAUAUGGGAAUAUGACUUCCCACCUUUCAUGGUUCUGAUUAUAGCAAUACUCAAUGAUGGAACCAUCAUGACGAUUUCCCAGGAUCGUGUAAAGCCCUCUCCAAAGCCUGACAGUUGGAAGCUUAAUGAGAUAUUUGCAACUGGCAUUGUUAUUGGCACAUAUCUUGCUUUGGUAACUGUAUUAUUUUACUGGGUUGUAGUCGGCACCGACUUCUUUGAGACCACCUUCCAUGUAAGAGAUUUAUCCAGCAGCGAGGAAAUUUCAUCUGCUAUAUAUCUGCAAGUUAGCAUCAUUAGCCAGGCUCUCAUAUUUGUUACAAGAAGUCAGGGAUGGUCAUUUCUUGAGAGGCCUGGAACUCUCUUGAUGUGCGCAUUUGUGCUGGCUCAACUGGUGGCUACUUUGAUUGCUGUAUAUGCAAAGAUCAGCUUUGCUUAUAUCAGUGGCAUUGGAUGGGGAUGGGCUGGUGUCAUAUGGUUGUACAGUUUGAUUUUCUACAUUCCCCUGGAUAUCAUCAAAUUUGCAAUUCGCUACGGCUUGAGUGGAGAUGCCUGGAAUCUAUUGUUUGACAGGAAGACGGCUUUCACUUCUAAGAAAGAUUAUGGGAAGGAAGAUAGGGCAGCCAAGUGGGUACUUUCUCAGAGAAGUUUACAAGGGUUGGCAGACAUGGAGAUCAAUAAGACCGGCAAGCGAUCUUCUUUGAUCGCAGAACAGGCCAGGCGGCGUGCUGAAAUAGCCAGGCUGGGAGAGAUACACACUCUGAGAGGACAUGUAGAAUCUGUAGUGAGGCUCAAGAAUCUGGACUUAAGUGUUAUUCAAUCAGCCCAUACUGUCUGA
This is a messenger RNA of Prunus armeniaca (apricot), 3045 nucleotides long. Lineage: Eukaryota; Viridiplantae; Streptophyta; Magnoliopsida; Rosales; Rosaceae. The record is from the annotation of a GenBank genome assembly.